Molecule: messenger RNA, 3050 nt
Organism: Acipenser ruthenus (sterlet)
Lineage: Eukaryota; Metazoa; Chordata; Actinopteri; Acipenseriformes; Acipenseridae
Product: bestrophin-3-like
Exons: 10
Coding region: 263-2131 (622 amino acids)
Molecular function (GO): chloride channel activity
Source: RefSeq, a predicted model, not a curated record
AGUUCCCGCGUGGCCGUUUGACAAAAACAGGCAGCUAAUGUGGAACGCUGUCUCAAUGCGCGUGUUCAGCAGUUGGCUCAUGAAGAAAAUAGACGCGAGACGUCGUUUCAGAUGACUUGAGAGGUGUUUGUUUAACUUUAGAUAUGUGAAAAUGGGGUGGACUUAUCAGCUUUUAAGUGAAUCUGCUUUGUCUGCAGCUUUCUCGCCUGACGAUGACCAUACUGUAUAGAUUAACACGGCAGAAACUCUCUUUCGACUCAAGAUGACCGUGACUUACUCCAGCAAGGUAGCCAAUGCGACGUUCUUCGGGUUUCACAGACUGCUUUUGCGGUGGAGAGGCAGCAUCUAUAAACUGCUGUACCGCGAGUUUCUCGUCUUUGUAGGGCUGUACACCGCGUUGAGUAUCAUCUACAGAUUAUUUCUUUCAGAAAAACAAAAACGUUACUUUGAAAAGGCGUCUCUUUACUGUGAUAAAUAUGCUGAGCAAAUCCCGGUAACGUUUGUGCUGGGUUUCUACGUGACGCUGGUGGUGAACCGCUGGUGGAACCAGUUUGUGAACCUGCCCUGGCCGGACCGGCUCAUGUUCCUGGUCUCGGGCAGUGUGCAGGGCAGGGACGAGCACGGCCGGCUCCUGCGCAGGACCCUGAUGCGCUAUGUCAACCUUACCUCUCUGCUCAUCUUCCGCUCUGUCAGCACGGCUGUCUGCAAGCGCUUCCCUACCAUGGACCACGUGGUCGAAGCAGGGUUCAUGACUCCCGAGGAGAGAAAGAUUUUUGAAAACCUCAAGUCUCCCCAUCUUAAAUACUGGAUCCCGGUGGCGUGGUUUGUGACCCUGGUGAACAAAGCGCGGAAGGAGGGGCGGAUACAGGACAGCGUGGACCUGCAGACCAUCAUGAUCGAAUUGAAUAAGUUUAGAUCGUGGUGUUCUACCCUAUUCGGUUAUGACUGGGUCGGCAUUCCUCUUGUAUACACACAGGUUGUCACUCUAGCAGUGUACACCUUCUUCUUUGCCUGUCUGAUAGGACGUCAGUUCUUGGACUCCAAGCAGGGCUAUGCAGGUCAUGACCUCGACAUGUACAUCCCUGUCUUCACUUUCCUGCAGUUCUUCUUUUAUGCAGGCUGGCUGAAGGUGGCUGAGCAGCUUAUAAACCCCUUUGGAGAAGAUGACGAUGACUUUGAGAUUAACUGGUGCAUAGACAGAAACCUGCAGGUUUCCCUUCUGGCUGUGGAUGAAAUGCACAUGAACGUGCCGAAGAUGCAGAAGGAUAUCUACUGGAACGACUCGGAUGUGUGUCCGCCGUACACUCUAGCAGCGGCCGAUUACUGCAUCCCGUCUUUCCUGGGCUCCACCAUCGACAUGGGACUGUCUCACAACGUGUUCCAGCAGCAGGAGGAUGCUGAGAUGGAGGAGUUGAAGCAGCGGUGUCAGGAAUCAGUCCUGGGCAGAGUGCGGAGGAUACUCAGCGUCCAGGAGCCCCUGGACUCCACCCUGCACAGACCCUCCUUCUAUAGGAGGAGCAGCGAGCUGUCCAGCGUCUUCUUCCCCUUUGGGGACAACAUCCCCCACGCCCGCCGGCCCUUCUUCGUCAUGGAGGAGCUGGGCCACAGAACGCAUCGCUCUGGCUCCCGGGACGGCAACGUGGCGCUGAACGUGGACCACCUGUCCAUGCUGAGAGAGACGAGCAGCCCCGACUCCCCCGCCACGCAUCCCUCCUCCUCGGUGUUCGAGGAAGUCCCCGAAGUCAUCGUCACCCCGCCUGACACAAACACAGACACAAUCGCUGGCUCAUCACCAGGCAACCGGAACGCACACAAAAAUAUGGAGGAGAACACACCCGAGGGUUUGAGGGUGAGAGAGCACGUGAAGAAAUCCUCCUUCAGCCACAGGUGGAGCGUCCCCCUGCUCAAGAAGACAAGGAAGAGCCGGCGGCUCUCCAGUCAGCACUCGAAGGAGUCUCUGCGCAGUCUGCCAAGUCCCAAGCCGCUGGCGGAGAGGAAGCGUCUCUAUGGGGCUGACUAUGAUGCUGCUGCUGAGCCUCUAACAGCUAGGAACGUGAGCCAAGCAGGGCUGCGGGAGACUGAUCUCUUACAGUCAACCAGCGAUGAGAAUAUCGAUCAGACAAGAGAUUAACGGCAUUAAACCACAGUGCUUACUCUGAAUGUGUUUAGGGCCCACUUCAGUAAAAGACCUCACAUUCUUGUCUUUGUAAGUCUCUUCACUUACACAAUAAGAGGCCGUUCAAAAUGAUUCACUUUUUAUGAAAGCCUACACCUGGGAGAUGGGGGGUUUGUGGAGUGUAGGUUUUUGUGUUACUUUUAUAGAGCUUGAAAUAUUCACAUGCCUUCCUGAAACAGAAGUACAGCCACCAGAGAUUUCGCUCUGUGAUAUUUUACUUUUGCUUGAGAAAAGGGAUCCUGUUGGGACACGUUUCAUUCACACAGAGCACAGGGGAGUAAAGAAUGAAAAAGGCACUGGAGAGUCUCAGUGUCUGUGUUUAAAACGUUAUAGUGUGUAUCAUGGACGAUAACUUAAAUGGCACAUGGUAUACAGUCCCACUUACCAUUACAUUAAAGUGUUCAGUUACAGAAAAUUGUGUUUUUAUUUGUUGGGAACCUCUCUGAAAAGCAGAUAGAACCUUGUACUGUAUGGUGGUAUUUGCACGGCUGACAUGUAGAGCAUAAGAAAGAUCACAGGGGUUUACUGUGUAUGACUGGACAGGCAUCAAACGUGGUUCUCAAUGAGUCAACAUCAUGUGUGGUGAGGCUGGGAGCUUAAAACCACACAACAUAACUUUACAAUCUUCAUUAUUAAUCAGCAAGGGCAGGUAGCAAAUAAUGUCCACAUGUACGAUAGCUGUGUUAAACAGCAACUUGGUAUUGAUGUGAAAUAUUAUCGGAAUUCAUGUUUUUUUCUUCUUGUUUAGAUUCACUUUGUAUCGCUUGCUGUUCCUGUCGUCACACCCUGGUGACUUUUUAAAACCACAGUCAUUAAAACUUCAAUGGAGCUCUCAGUAUCCUGUUUAACCUUCAGGUACACUAGGGGCAGAGUA